UAUAAAAUAACUUUUCGGGUCAAACCUCUUCUUAGUUCAGUUUCGUCCUCAAAGUAAGACUGAGUGGUCAUGUUUUAUCAACUGUGUUACUUUUUGUUCGGCCUGGCAGUCGUAUCGGCUCGCCGAGUCAACUUUUAUCGAAAGGACUACGUAUAUUUCGAGGACUAUGAUGCGUUUUACAAGCUACAUGGAGUAAACCUCAGUACUUGGAACUUGUCGUUUUUGACUUGUGAUGACGAAGGUGCUGAAUUGUUUUACCCGGCCACUGACAACGAAUGGGAGGUAGCCUCCAAACUAGCGCAAGUGACGCCCAUUGAAGACGAAAUAUUUGUAGGAAUUCACGACAAAUUUGUUUUAGGUGAAUACGUGACCAUAAAUGGUCGUCCAACCAAUGUUACUAUAGAAAACACAGACAAUAUUUUGCAAGAACCGCAUUGCGUCGCCAUGAAUAUACGAACUGGCGCUUAUCGAGUUAUAGAAUGCGAUGAUUCCGGUCCUUCUAGAACGACUGAGGUUCUACCAUUCAUCUGCAAAAAAGUUGAGGAGGUCACCUGUCCUACUAUAGAUAAAGGCUACAAAUACGUCAAAGAAACAAGAAAGUGUUAUAAAAUAAAUGAAAAUCGAAAAACAUGGUCUAAGGCUAUGGAGACAUGUUUUAUGGAAGGCGGGAUGCUCGUAGUUAUUGAGAGCACAAUGGAAUCGCUGAUACUUCACGAUCUGAUAAAUGACAAUACAAAACAUAAUGAUGAAAUUGAAAAAUAUCAUGCGGGUUUCAAAAAAUUUUAUCCCCUCGAAGACUUUUACACUAUUAAAGGACAUAAACUUCAAGACAGCGGAUACAACGAUUGGUAUCCAGGCAACAAUGACAAUGAACGUUGUGGUGCUGUUUUAAAAUUAAACAGCAAGUUAUACCUAGAUAUGAACGAGUGUGACACGUUAUUGUAUCCUUUUGUUUGUGAAAUUGGUGUUAUUGCCUAACACAUUAAUUGUGACAAUAACUGGUUGAAGAGAGAAAAAAUAAUGUAAGUUAUAUUUUUUAUUGUAAAGUACUUACCUAAGUCUAUUUUAAUACAAGCAUAACUCAAAAUUUA
This is a messenger RNA of Chilo suppressalis (striped riceborer), 1091 nucleotides long. The record is from the annotation of a GenBank genome assembly. NCBI's taxonomy places the organism in Eukaryota, Metazoa, Arthropoda, Insecta, Lepidoptera, Crambidae.